This is a messenger RNA of Lachancea thermotolerans CBS 6340, 525 nucleotides long. RefSeq names its product peptide alpha-N-acetyltransferase MAK3 (gene MAK3). Gene Ontology annotation, biological process: N-terminal peptidyl-methionine acetylation. The coding region runs from base 1 to 525 and encodes 174 amino acids. NCBI's taxonomy places the organism in Eukaryota, Fungi, Ascomycota, Saccharomycetes, Saccharomycetales, Saccharomycetaceae. The record is from RefSeq and is a predicted model, not a curated record. The transcript has a single exon. Gene Ontology annotation, cellular component: NatC complex. Gene Ontology annotation, molecular function: protein-N-terminal amino-acid acetyltransferase activity.
AUGGGUAUUCGGUACCAGCCUUUGAACAUUUCAAAUGCUAAUGAGCUGAAACACAUCCAAAGAUUGAUUGAUGCAGAUCUUAGCGAGCCUUACUCAAUAUACGUUUACAGAUACUUCUUAAACCAGUGGCCAGAGCUGUGCUUCUUAGCUUUCAGCAAUGACACAGAGAACCCUGUUGGUUGCGUGGUCUGUAAAUAUGAAACUCACAGAGGAGCCAGGCUCCGAGGAUAUAUCGGAAUGUUAGCAGUCGAUCAAAAGUACAGAAGGCGGGGGAUUGCGAAAAAGCUUGUGGAGCAGGCCAUCCAGAAAAUGCAGGAGAUUGGUUGCGAUGAGAUUAUGCUUGAAACAGAGGUUGAAAACACAACCGCACUACAGCUAUAUGAGGGAAUGGGGUUUAUCCGCUUAAAGCGCAUGUUCAGAUACUACCUUAAUCAAGGAGAUGCCUUUAAACUCAUUCUGCCGCUUACAGAGAGGAGCUGUACCAGGACCACAUUUCUGUUACAGCCUGAGACUGCCUUUGCUUGA